UUUUUAGAAAGAUCAUGGCAAAGUCUAUAAAAAUACAGUUGAAGAAAAAGACCGGUUUUUAGUAUUUCAAGCUAAUUUACGCAAAAUCGAAGAACAUAAUGAAAAAUUCGAGAAAGGAUUGACUACUUAUACAAUGGGGAUGAACCAGUUUGGAGAUUUAACCGCCGAAGAGUUUGCUGACCUACUGCAGCCGUUCCCAAAGAUGGAUAGACCUAAACCUUCACUAAAAACUAAAAAUGUUCAAUACAAUGGACAUAUUCCAGGUAGAAAGGACUGGAGAGAGAAGGGAGCGGUAACUCAAGUAAAGACUCAAGGCAAGUGUGGAGGCAGUUGGGCAUUCGGCGCCGCUGCCGCAAUAGAAAGUGCACAUUUCAUUAAAUCUGGAGAACUCGUUACCAUGAGUGAACAAGUCCUCCUUGAUUGUGUUGAAGAAUGUAAAGGAUGUAAAAGUGGUUGGACGGAUAAAGCCAUGGAGUACGUUCGAAAACAUGGCAUAACGACAGAAAUGAAUUACCCUUAUGAGGGAAAAGAUGAUGAUUGCAAAAUAAAUGGAACGGAAACUGGAAUGAAAAUCAAAAAUUAUGUUUUUAUAAAAGAGGACGACGAAGAAGAUUUAAGGCAAGCUGUUGCUAGACAACCAGUAGCUGUAACUGUAGACUCAAGAGGUUUUCAAUUAUAUAAAUCAGGAAUAUUUGAUAAUUCGUGCAUAGAGGAUGUGAAUAUAGACCACUCUUUAUUGGUUGUUGGAUACGAUCUUGACCAUCAUUUUGAAAUGGAUUAUUGGAUUUUAAAAAAUUCUUGGGGUAAAAGUUGGGGUAUGGAUGGUUACAUGAAAUUCAAAAGAAAUCAUAAUGUUUGUGGUAUUGCUUCAUAUGCUGUAUAUCCAGUUUUGUAAAUAUGGCAAUUUUAGUUUAAAUAGAUGUUAUAGAUAUAAAAGGUGUAGAAUUUGUUUAUUUUAUUUUUUGCUUUAAUCUGUGUAAUAAAUUAAUUUUAUUAGCCAUUUUCCAUUAAAUAUGUUAAAUUUA
Molecule: messenger RNA, 1025 nt
Organism: Psylliodes chrysocephalus
Lineage: Eukaryota; Metazoa; Arthropoda; Insecta; Coleoptera; Chrysomelidae
Source: the annotation of a GenBank genome assembly